CACUGAUGAAUUGUGUGGCAAAACUUAACGAAUAUGGACAAAAGAAAGGCGUUCAGGUGCGUUUCGAGGAUGUGAACGUCACUGCAGGGCCUGAUCAUGUUACAAUGUUUACUGUGCGGGCCACAGUAAAUGGAACAGCGUAUCGAGGAGUUGGUAGGACUAAGAAAGAGGCCAAGGAAAAGGCUGCAUUAAAGGCCCUGGAAUACUUGCAGCGCACAAAGACCAGUGGUUUUCAGAGAACCUCUGUUGCUCCUACCCAACCCAAUUAUCUGUGCUGGCUAAAUGAGCACAGCCAAAAGACCAAAUGCACCUUUACACCUGUCGAGUCAACAAGCGCAGGCUGCAUCAGUAAACCACAAUGCUGUAAGUAUGUGUCUAGCGAUGGGACAUGUUACCCUGAGGCCUAUGGGAAAACAAAGAAGGAGGCCAAAGAGGAAGCUGCCAGGCUGGUUUACCUUAAACACCAGGUUUUGGGAUCAGAAAUCUCACAUGGUGUUGUGACGACUCCGAAGAACAGAAGUGCACCAAGCCCCAUUCAGAAUCUGAAGACGAUGUCACCUGCGCCAAGCAAAGUGAACUUCUUCCAGAGACACAGAGCUCAGCUGGAGACUCGACUAUCGAUCCGUUCUGUGCUGAUCCAACUGGAGGAUUGUGGCAUUGUGGAUGCUGUGGAGAGGGAGACGGUGGAAGUUGAGAAAACCAGCGUUGACAAGAACCGUGCUCUCAUCGUCCUUCUCACUCGGAAGGGAGAACGGGCUCAGGAGAAGUUUUAUGAGAUACUCAAGCAAGCCGAUCCCUUUCUUGUGGAAGAUCUUGAAAAACGUGUGUGCAUGUCUACUCCUGGAGCUGAGCUGCUGCUGCUGCUACUGCAGCUGCUGCUAUGGUCCUCCUCAGGCCUGCUUGUGGUGACAGCGGAGAGCGGAGGAGCCCACCACAAAGAUGCUGCUGCCGCCGCCACCCAACAGACCUGCCAGCCGGACAUCCACACUGUGCUGAGAGAGAUGGCCGCCCAGCUGGCAGAGCAGAGGGUGGAGCUCAGGCACGCCAAGACUCAGCUGGAGGCUACGGAGAAGACGGCAGAGGCCAUGGAGGCCAGGCUGAGAGCCAGCGAGGAGACGCUGGAGGAGCAGAGAGGUGUUAUCGGGCAGCUGAGGGAGGCGCAGGGGGAGCAGGCCACUGCUCUGAGGACCGUGGGAGACAGCGUGACACUCAAGGGGAGUCAGGUGGCAGAGCUGAGGAGGAGAUGGAACACAAUGGAACGCGAGAAUGCAACACCAAUCAAAGAUCUCAGGAGUGAUGAUCCACAGAAUUUCGUUGGCGAAAUAAAUCAUUAUUGUCAAAAGCAUACACUGAUAGAUGAUUACAAGCUGGUGGAACGAAGAGGCCAAUCUCACGCACCUGAGUUUGUUUACAAAGUAGUAAUAGAUAACCAUGAGUAUCCAGAAGGCUGUGGCAAGAACAAAACAGAGGCGAAGCAGCAGGCAGCCCAGCUGGCGUGGAAUGCGAUUCAGGAGGCGUCUCAGUCAGGCUGUUUGACUAUUCCAUCAACAUCACAGGCAUCAGAAGUUCCGAUUAGCAUCACCCAACCCAACUACCAGUGCUGGCUCAACGAACACAGCCAUCAGACAGGAGUGAACUUCACACCUGUUGAAGGAGUACAACUGGGCCCAAAUGCUGUGACACAAUUUGUAGAGGACUUUGACUCAGUGCAGCGUAUAGGCAAGGGAGGAUUCGGACAGGUUUUCAAGGCAAGAAAUAAAUGUGAUGAGACAAAUUAUGCUGUGAAGAUCGUAAAGUCUACAGAGAAAGCUUCACGAGAGGUGAAAGCUCUGGCAAAGCUGCAGCACCCACACAUUGUGCGCUACCAUACGUCUUGGAUUGAGAAGACGGCAUACAGACAUGAGGACUCUGACAGUUCCAACACGUCCAUGUCAGGAAGCGACCCUGCCAUGGAGUACCUCUACAUCAAGAUGGAGUGGUGCGAGGGUAACACUCUCGCCACGUGGAUCGAUGAGAAGAACAGACAACAGGACCCACACAGGCGGCAGGCGGCCCAAGACAUCGUCACACAGAUUGUGGACGCAGUAGUCUACAUUCACUCUAAAGGCCUCAUCCACCGUGACUUGAAACCUGCAAACAUCAUGUUUGGAAAAGACCGUAAGACCGUCAAGAUAGGCGACUUUGGGCUCGUGACUGUUGCAGACAAUGAUGAUGAGGACACAAUGAUGGAGCGGACAAAGCGCACUGGCACAAAGUCUUACAUGAGCCCCGAACAGAAUCAGUCCAAGUAUGAUCACAAAGUGGACAUCUUUGCUUUGGGGCUCAUCUAUUUCGAGCUCAUUUGGUUUAUGCACACAAAGACUGAAAGGAGAAAGAUUUGGGAUGAUAUUAAAGAACAGAAUUUUCCAAAGGAAUUCAGUGAUGAGUUUCGCUUUGAACACGAGCUAAUCAAGGAAAUGCUGUGUGAUAAACCUGCGGGCAGGCCUGAUGCCAAAGACCUGGCCCCCAAACUGGAGAAGUUUACAUCCGUCACAGACUAGAAUGGCAAUAUCGAGUCAAGUGUACUUUAUUGUCAAAAAUUUAGACUGGUUAGCACAGAAGUUUGAAAUUGCGUUUGACCAGUUUCCAAUGUGAAGUUAACACAGAGACGGUUUAGGUAGAAUGAGACAUGACAGUGAUGUAAGCGUCCAUAGAAAUUAACGGUGAAGAUUCGUAACGCAAAUACUCUGGCGGAUAUCCGGGCACUCACAUCCGGCAGCCUACUCACAUUGGGUUGCUACAACCACCAUCAUCAACAGCUCUCUGACAUCAGGGGUGGUGGUGCCUACAAACUUAAAGACCCCUUGUAGAGUGACCUUGGGUUCCAUAGAAGGCACUAUAUAAAACCAAGUUAUUAUUAAUGCCUAUUUUUCAAUGUGAACCAAAUUGAAGUAUGGUUUUAAUGUCACCUCAGUGUGGAUAUUGACUAUUGACUGAUAAUUGGUCAGAAUGUAUUUUUGGAAAUUGGUACCAGACAGUUCAACAUGUGUAAGAAACAUUAUUCAAAGCUAUGUUUACGGUGGGACUUCAAUCGUUCAAUAAUGAAUAAUUAAUCAAAAUGUGAAUUUAAUCACAGUUUGCAUUCUAGGUCACAUACAUUGCAAAUCAUAUAAAAAAAGAACUGAUAUACUACUCAACAUGUCAGCCAGUACCAUGAAAAUGCAAUGCAAGUUGCAGCAAGCACAGGAAAUGCUGGGGCUGUUGGUAGUAGCAGAGCUGGAGUUUUUUUUAGCCUCCUCUGCAUUAAUUCUAGCAUUACAUUACAUUGCACUUAGCUGACGCUUUCAUUUAUCCAAAGGGACUUACAACUAUUAUUUUGGGUAUUGGUUACAGUCCCUGGAGCAAUGCGGGGUUAGGUGCCUUGCUCAAGGGCACUUCAGCUAUGGAUGGAGAUGUGGGGAGAGGUUAGGGGGGAUUUGAACCGGCAACCCCUAGAUUGAAAGACCAACUCUAUAACCACUAGCCCACGGCUGCCCUGGAGUUACUGUAUGCUUCAUAGUUACUGUAUGCUUCCUCGGACCCAAGAAAAAAAGAUCUGGCCAAAUAAAGCUUACAUCCACACGCAAAGGCUAGAUAUGGCUGCAGCCUAGGAGUCCCCAGGGGGGCCCUGAUUGGCUAAAAGGGGAAAAUUGCAGAAUUGUGACAGACUGCAAUAUUGAAAAACAUCAUGCGUUAUGUAGAGUACAGUUGAUAGGCAUGCUAUCCUUCAUUUCUACUUUGUUAUUAUGAUGACUCAAUCUGUCACGAAAUUUGCCUUCAAGGGGGCCCAGCAACUUGUAGCCUAUAGGGGCCUCAGACCAUAUUAAUCCAUUUCUUGACAUUUAACAAUUGUCACACACAAGAAUGCAGAACAUAUUGUUUUGG
Molecule: messenger RNA, 3903 nt
Organism: Engraulis encrasicolus (European anchovy)
Lineage: Eukaryota; Metazoa; Chordata; Actinopteri; Clupeiformes; Engraulidae
Exons: 19
Coding region: 6-2540 (844 amino acids)
Biological process (GO): regulation of apoptotic process; protein phosphorylation
Cellular component (GO): nucleus; cytoplasm
Molecular function (GO): eukaryotic translation initiation factor 2alpha kinase activity; double-stranded RNA binding; ATP binding
Source: RefSeq, a predicted model, not a curated record